Molecule: messenger RNA, 2193 nt
Organism: Fonsecaea nubica
Lineage: Eukaryota; Fungi; Ascomycota; Eurotiomycetes; Chaetothyriales; Herpotrichiellaceae
Exons: 3
Coding region: 1-2193 (730 amino acids)
Biological process (GO): intra-Golgi vesicle-mediated transport
Cellular component (GO): Golgi membrane
Source: RefSeq, a predicted model, not a curated record
AUGGACGCAAUGGUGGUAUCAGAGGUCAAUGCCCCUCGGGCGGAAGACGAUGACCCUCGUCCUGAAUCUUUUCUGGAGAGGCCACCGGUUGAAGCAGAAAACAAGUUUCAAAAGGCAAUCGCCGCAUGGCGCAACAUCGACCUUUCCUCGUUGAUGCCCCAGUUAGAUUCUACAGCCUCCGAGAUUGUCGCUCAGCAGAGAGACGCCUUGCUCGAACGGAAGGAACUCGCUCAGAAGACGAAAGACUUUCGGAAAUUGGAAGAUGCAGCAAAGUUGACGGAAUACAAGACACUCUUGAAAUCGUAUCAAACUUUCAUUGACCUGAUUACUGGCCAUGGCAAGACUUCCUCGUCCGCCUUCCUCCAACUAUACCAAUCUUUGUCCGAGGCUCCGGAUCCCUUUCCUCUUCUCGAAGCCUCUGUCGAUUCCCUGGUCGCGUCAGAGGAUACAGUGCCCAAGCUCACUAUUGAGAACCAGCAGCUUCUCUCUAGAGUUAGCAAAUUGACUGCUCAGCUGGAGGAAACAGAACGAAAACUGCAAGACGAAAGCAAAACCAGAAAAGAUGCUGAGGCUGGAACUAGUGCUCUGGUUCAGGAGGUUGAAGACAAAUGGGCAAAUGUCUUGGAGGAAAAGCAGAACAACUGGGCAGCAAAAGAGCGUUCUCUGGAAGAAAAGGUCGAGAACCAGGACAGGCUACUCAAAGAAUUGAAAGCCAGCUACGAAGUGUCUCAAAGACUUCAAGAUGGGUCGGCCGAAGCAGCCUCGUCUAAGGCUGCCGCUGCAGAGCUGGAGAUGACGACCUACGAACUGGAGAAGACAACUGCCCGUCUUGCGGAGAUCGAAGCGAGGAACGAACAGCUUCGAGUCGACCUUGCUAGGGCCACUUCGCAGAGCGUUGAAAAUCACAACGUGGAAGACGAUCCUUCCUUUCUACGCUUGCAGUCCGAAAACUCUUCUCUUCUUCGGAAAAUUGAGUCUACAAGGUUUGAGAGAGAAACGGAGAAGAGAGAUUGGGACAACAAGCUACGUCAGGUCGAUAGACAGCGAUCCCAACUCGCAAGUGAGAACGAGGAGCUUCGUACCAAGGUCAGUAAAUGGUCUGAUUAUGAAGAUCUGAAAAGGGAGUUAGACACCCUACGGUCAAUCGAAUUGUCAAUUGGCGACGACGAAGAUGGGGGUGAGGCUCCCAUUGACCGGGAAGCUGAGACGAAGCAAUCCUUGGAGCAGCUGCUACUUGCGCGCAACAAGAAGCUGACGAAUGAACUGACACUGCUGCGAGUAUCACACCAAGACCUUCAACGUCAGCUUGAAGAGCUCCAAGAAGAGCUGUCGAGGACCAAUGCCGAGUUAGAGAAGUCCCAGAAGCUUUCUUCAACCCUGGAGAACGACCUCAUGCGUGUGCAGGAGGAGGCUGCAAAUGCACUUCCCUCUUCCGGGAUGUCUGUCGCGGGAACGUAUGUGUCUCGGCAUCCCAUGGGUUCUUUACGACGAGGAAGGGCAUCAUCGCCAACAUCUUCCAUCAUUUCUGGCUAUGAUAUGCAGCCGAGAACAAACACAUUUGAGACACUACGAGGAGGAGAACCAGUUGGUGGGGGCACUGGCAUUUUGCCGAUGAUCCAGGCUCAAAGAGAUCGAUUCAAGCAGAAGAACCAGCAACUUGAAGAAGAGCUAUCCAAGACUUACGCAACAGUAACUUCCUUGCGUCAAGAAGUGGCCUCGCUGCAGAAGGAUAACUUGAAUUUGUACGAAAAAACACGAUAUAUCUCAGCGUACAAUCGGGGCCCAACGACAUCUUCAUCCUUUUCUGGACCACCAGGACACACGACGGUUCAUGUGGAUGACAGCACGACCGGCCGCUGGAAGUCACAAUACGAGGCCAAUAUUUCUCCUUUUGCCGCGUUUCGUGGCCGGGAAGCUACACGUGCUUACAAACGCAUGAGCUUCCCGGAAAGGAUCAUAUUUUCCUUGACGAGGGUCGUUCUCGCUACCAGAACUUCGCGCAAUGUCUUUGCCGGCUAUUGUCUUGCUCUUCACAUGCUGGUGUUCGUGAUGCUCUACUGGAUGGGCACCAUGGAUGUUGAUCGGAACGUUGUCCAUCUGGGCGAAGCAGCAGCAGCGGCUGCGGUUGGCGGCGCAGGGCUUCCUUCACCUGAGUUCCACGACCCAGAUUGGCAUCAGCAGGAAUUUGGAUAG